CCGUUGCGCUGGCCGCCGCCGCCGACAAUUAGCAGCGAAAUACCAUACGCGAUUGCGUUUGCCAGCAAUGAUCGGCGGCAGUGUGCCAGUCGUACGUGGUGCGCGUGCCGAUCGCUACGUUUCUGUGCGUGUGCGUUCCGAGAACUCCCUCCGCUGCCGUCGUUACGCGGCCUUGGCGGAUUCUCGUACCAGCGGCACAGGUAAUAACAACCGAACGCGGUGACAACGCACGUCGGAGGUACAUCGCUCAGCGCCGGACUCGACGCGCGUCCACCCUACCGCCGCCGUGCGCUGUUUGUCGUCCGUCGACCACGAUGGUCUGAUACGAAGUGCGUGUCACCCGACGACGCAAUGAUGCAGACCACCAGGUACACGAAACGGGACUCCGAAGACACCAGUUCACCGGCUCUAGCCCAGAUGGAGAACGAUUACAUCGACGAAGAUGAAGACAAGUACUCCGAGGUCAGCUCGUCUUUGGCUCCCGACGGCUCCCUGGUAUCCACAGUGGCUGACAGGCACGGCUUCUUUGGUGGUACCCAGUACCUGAUGGAAUCGAAACAAUUGAUAUCACCUAACAAAAUCAAAGAACGUGAAAGGAAAUGGCUAAAUAUGACUGCUGAUUGGGAUAAGCAAAUGGUCAAGAAUAUUAAAAAAGUGCAAAACAGAUGUAGAAAAGGUAUACCACAAUCAAUAAGACCUAGAGCAUGGUUAUUCUUGACUAAAGCACAUAAGUUGUUGCAAGCCCAUGAAAAUUAUUAUUUUAUACUAUGUGAUAAACCAGGAGAAAGAAAGUGGAUCGAGGACAUAAGGAAAGAUUUGCAUCGACAGUUUCCUUAUCAUGAGAUGUUUGUCGACCAAGAUGGAACUGGCCAAAAAGAAUUAUUUAAUGUUCUUAAAGCAUAUACAAUAUUGAAACCUGAAGUUGGAUACUGUCAAGCACAAGCACCAAUCGCAGCAUUUCUUUUAAUGCACAUGCCAGCUGAACAAGCAUUUUGGUGUUUUGUGGCUAUUUGUGAUAAUUAUCUUCGUGAUUACUAUAGUCCAGGAAUGGAAACUCUAAUCCAAGAUGGAAACAUACUUUUUGCAUUAUUAAAAAACUAUGAGCCUCAUAUGUAUAAACUUUUGAGAAAACAAAGUAUUGAUCCAAUUAUGUAUAUGACUGAAUGGUUUUUAUGCGCUUUCACAAGAACAUUGCCAUGGCCCACUUUGUUGAGAUUUUGGGAUAUAUUUUUAUUUCAUGGUGUUAAAACAUUAUUUAAAAUGGGUUUAAUAUUGAUUAAAAUAUCAUUACAAGAAAAAUCCUAUUCUAGUCUCAAAAAACGUUUUCCUACAAUGUGUGAAACUCUAGAAGCUUUAAGAAAUCCUCCAUUACAUAUGUUAAAUGAAGAAAAAAUUAUUAAAAAACUUGUACAAUUAGAAAUAUCAGAAAACACAUUUGAAUAUCACCAUCAACAGCAAAUCUUAUUACGACGAAAAUCAAAGGAAACUAAAAAACCUCGAGAAACUGAUGUCUUUUAAAAUUAGAUUGGCUGUUUAUAAAAGUUACCUUAAGAAAAACAGGUUAUUAAUAAUAUAUAUUUCUUAUCUAUACAUAUAUAUAUAUAUAUAUAUAAAGUAUAUUAAAAUGGUCUAUG
Messenger RNA from Sipha flava (yellow sugarcane aphid), 1634 nucleotides. It is a transcript of the gene wkd, whose product is annotated as TBC1 domain family member 10A. The transcript is spliced from 9 exons. Lineage: Eukaryota; Metazoa; Arthropoda; Insecta; Hemiptera; Aphididae. The record is from RefSeq and is a predicted model, not a curated record. The coding region runs from base 352 to 1518 and encodes 388 amino acids.